Molecule: messenger RNA, 3508 nt
Organism: Melitaea cinxia (Glanville fritillary)
Lineage: Eukaryota; Metazoa; Arthropoda; Insecta; Lepidoptera; Nymphalidae
Gene: mtg
Exons: 7
Coding region: 1-3303 (1100 amino acids)
Cellular component (GO): extracellular region
Molecular function (GO): chitin binding
Source: RefSeq, a predicted model, not a curated record
AUGCAGCAUGGGUUUAUAAAAGGACGCUCUGUCCAAACAAAUUUGCUGUCACUCACGUCAUAUUUAAGUAAGGAAGUUGAUAGGAAUCAACAAGUGGACUGUAUUUAUAUGGACUUCUCCAGUGCUUUUGACAAGGUGUGCCAUUCACGUCUUGUACGUAAAUUGAGAUGUUACGGUAUUGAUGGGUCCCUUCUGGAGUGGUUUAACUCGUAUUUGGCAAAGAGACCUCAGUUUGUGGUCCUUAAUGGCCACAGAUCACGGGAUUACGUUGCUAAAUCAGGAGUGCCUCAGGGGUCCGUCUUGGGUCCUGUUCUCUUUUCGGUGUUUAUUAACGAUAUAACAUCUUCGAUUAAAAACUGUAGAUAUUCGAUUUUUGCUGAUGACCUAAAAGUAUAUAGAACAGUUGGUUCGAUUGUUGAUUCUUUGCUAAUUCAGGGUGACCUUGAUCGAAUCAAUGCAUGGUGCAGCGUAAAUGGUAUGAUAGUGAAUGCAAAGAAAUCAUUUCAUAUUAAAUACACAAGGAAAAAGAAAACUCUUGCAACAAUGUAUAGAUUAAGUUCAGAAGUGUUGCAAGAAGUUAAUAAAAUACGAGAUCUCGGUGUGAUAAUGGACAGUAAGCUAACAUUCAGGGAACACGUUGAUACUGUGGUUAACCAGGCUUCCAAAAUGCUAGGCUUCCUUAAAAGGAAUACUAAAGGAUUUCUACACCCAGAAACAAAAACAAUUUUGUUUAACUCACUGGUGCGAAGCAGGCUUGAAUUUGCAUCAGUGGUCUGGAACCCACAAUAUACAACUCACUCACAGCGUAUUGAAAGCAUUCAAAGAUCUGUUACGAGGCACCUGGCAUUCCACAGUUCAGAAAUCGCGCUACCACUUUGUGUUCUUGAAUCAGAUUUCGGCUUUAAAAUUAACUGCGCCUUCAAGAAAUCCGGACUCUUCAGAGUACGGAAUCUUGGAGGAAUCAAAGCACACGCCAGUUUAGGUUUCAGUCUUGGAGACGAACUUGGGUUUGAGCAAUCAUUAACCAAUCAAGAUCCGAGCAGACGAAGAUCAGUCAGCUUUAAGAAUGGGGCACCUAACAUCCUGGUUGAUACUUCCAGUAAGGCAACCCCUAAGCAAGAAAAACGCGCAAAGCAAAAUCGAAUAAUGAUGCGACCGAUGGCUUCAGGAGGCAGACCGAAUCAAGCAGCCAUGGACAAACUUUCCACUUUGCACAGAAGAGUAUCAUCCACCAUGCAACCGAUCGUGAUAACUGGACCCCCUGCAGAAACACCAUUAUUCAAAGUGCAGCCUACUGUAACAAUGGCUAAACCCAUGCCAAUGGGUAUUCCACCAUUCAAGCCUUUACCACCUAAAGAAGAAACUUUGAAAGUGGUGCCAUUAGCGUCAACACCAACGAGGAAAACCUACACACCACUACCAGUGCCGCAAUCGAAGGGACCCGGACAAGCUUAUCAAAGUGAGACACGUUAUAUAUCACCAGAUAACAUGUCAAAAAUGGUUUCACACAUGACCGCGAUACAAUAUCAACCGAUUAGAAAAACAUCGAUUAAAUCACACGCCACAUUAAACCCAUUCGUCCCCAUGCCACCGCAACCCAUAUCUAUCAUACCUUCACCUAAUCUUCACGAGUCAUCUCAUAAAAAUUUCUUUAACGCUGUUUCUAUUCCAAAAACCAAUCCUCUUUCUAACUUUCUAGACCCAGUUCCUCAUCAGGUCCACGAUAUCGCGAACAUGUAUUCGUACAACACGAAGAAAGUCGACGACUACAAUAGUAUAAGUGGUUACAGCGAUGACAUAACUCUGAAAUUUACUAAAGAUGAUAUCAAUGCAAAGAUAGCUGAAAUAGCUAAAGCCGGUAAUAUUUCAAUGGAGGCUGUGGAGGCGGCGAUAGCAUUGAGACAGCAACAGUUGUUGAGCAAGUACGCGAACAUCCCGGUACCUACAACAACAUCAACAACUACGACAACAACAACAACAGAAGCUGUCGCCUUCCAACUGGAACCAGAACCAGAGAUUGUUGUGGCUCCAGUACCCCACAAGCCCAAACCAAGAAACCCAACAUCCGGUAAAGUAAUGAACGCUCCUCGUGAGUACUAUCCCGUUGGUUACGAGAAAAACUUCGACGAUCACUUCCAGUCUAAGGUCGAUCUCCCCGAUACAAACUUCCACUGUGGGGACCAGAAAUAUUUCCCUGGUCUUUAUGGGGACGAACAACUUGGAUGUAUGGUAUUCCACGUCUGCGCCCUAACAGAUGAUGGUCUUGUCAUGAAAUCCUUCCUCUGUCCUGAAUCUACCCUCUUCGAUCAAACCAUUCUCAAGUGUAAUUGGUGGUUCUACGUGGACUGCAAGAACACUGUCAAACUAUACGACACCAAUAUUCCGGUUUCGAAGAGCUAUCAACUGAUGAAGGCUUUGACUUUCUUCUCUUCCUACAAAAAGGAAAUGGGAGAUGGGCAACAAAUGAACCCAGAGGACGUAGAAGGUAUAAAAGGAGCUAUAACGAUACUUGAAAAUCAAGACUCUAAACCAGCUGCAAACGACAAUGUUGAAAUAGUAACACCGUCUCCCGCAACAUUACCAAUAAUUGAUGAAAGGCAUUCCAAUAAUAACGAUACGUCGCCUGUUUAUAGAGGUACUAGAGAUUAUACAAAUUCUACUGAAAAGAGGAAUAUUAGACGUAAUCCACAACCUCAAGAAAACGGAGACUCGUACAAACUUGUUACUGUUAAUGCUAAUAUCAAUUUCAAUAACACAAGCGCAGAAAAUAAUUCUUCAGAAAAUUCAUCAGACAGGAGAAGACGAAGAAUAAUGUCAAGGAACAACUACUCUACUUCAACUAAAGCAACUACUACUCUAACUACCACUACAACUACCACAAAUACUCAAGCUCCAGAAGUGACAACGCCAUCUGUUGAAAUAAUAAAACAAGAAAUACAGCCAAUAGAAAACAUAACAUCGAUAAACGUAAAGCAAGAAAAGUUGACUGACCAACUUGACAAUCUAGAAGAAAUGAAUCAUUCAAUAUUGAAAGAAGCAGAAGACUCUCCACCAGUCCGAAGAUUUUAUAGAUCAAGUCAAGAAAGAUACGACGACGUUGAAGAGAUACAAAUAAUUAAUAAUGAAAAAGUACAGAUAGUACGACCUACUUCAUCUGCUAACUUUGUAGGAGCUAAUCCUACACAAACAGAGACUAUAGCUAAGCUAGAUGAGGCUAUAUUAGGAAAAAGAUUUAAAAAGGAAGCGAUGACAAUAGUCAUACCGACAAACUAUGAAAUCUAUCGAAGUAGAGAUCGGACAUAGCUCUAAACGAAUUUUAGUCAAUAACUUAAUUUUUAGUGUCAUAUAGACAUUGUUAAUUUAUUUAUUUCCUCGUCAGAUACGUAAGCGUCGACGAAUGUACUGUGAAUGUUACGUAUUUGCUCAAUUUUCACGAUAGUCUAGAUAAAUCAGUCAAGUGAUAUUACGGUGUAUGUUUUAGUUGUUUAGAAUAAAAACUGUUUCCUUA